Molecule: messenger RNA, 1219 nt
Organism: Dermatophagoides pteronyssinus (European house dust mite)
Lineage: Eukaryota; Metazoa; Arthropoda; Arachnida; Sarcoptiformes; Pyroglyphidae
Gene: betaggt-I
Product: geranylgeranyl transferase type-1 subunit beta
Biological process (GO): protein geranylgeranylation
Cellular component (GO): CAAX-protein geranylgeranyltransferase complex
Molecular function (GO): CAAX-protein geranylgeranyltransferase activity
Source: RefSeq, a predicted model, not a curated record
CCACAAUUCUUGUGAAAUUUUUUUUUCAACCACGGUGUGUAACAUAUUUAUCUGUUUAAUUAAAUAAAAUUCUGUGAAAGAAAAUUAUCUUAAGACAUAUUUUUUAAUAAUGGCUGUUGAGGAAACAAAUAUUUCAUCAAUUAUGAAAAUCGAUGAAGAAAAACAAAAAUUAUUGAUAGGAUAUAUGAUUAAAAAACUCAAUAAAAUAUUUCCCAUCGAUGAUAAUAACCGUUUAAUGGUCAUAUUUUUUCUCAUAUCUGGUCUCGAUCUAAUCAAUAGCCUGGAUGAAUUAAGUGAUGAACGAAAAUGUGAAAUAAUCGAUUCAAUUUAUGAACAUCAAUUACAUCCAAAAAAUGAUUCAGAUUUGAAUGCUGGAAAAUUUGGUUUUACUUGUCAUCGUUCGGCUGUUGGACGUAGCGAAUAUAAAUACGAUUAUUGUAAUAUUUCUUUAACUUAUUGUGCCUUAACUUCGUUGAUUAUACUUGGUGAUACACUUGAUCGUGUCAAUCGACAAGCCAUUAUUCGUGGUAUUCGUCUUCAUCAACAAAAAGAUGGAAGAUUUGUUCAAUCAUUGAUUGAAGAAGAAUCCGAUAUACGAGUAAUAUACUGUGCUGCAGCAAUCUGUUAUAUUCUUCAAGAUUGGUCAUCAAUCAAUCGUGAUACAAUGAUUGACCAUAUAAAAUCGUGCCAAAGUUAUGAAAAUGCAUUUGGACAAACGAUCGAUGCAGAAGCUCAUGCAGGUUCUACAUACUGUGCGAUCGCUUCUCUUAAAUUAAUGGACCAAUUAAAUGAAGUUUAUGAUCAACGAAAACGUCAAACGAUUGUAGAAUGGUGUUUAAAUCGGCAAGUGUCUGGAUUUCAGGGUCGACCACAAAAAGAUCCUGAUACAUGUUAUUCAUUUUGGGUCGGUGCUUCACUAACAAUGUUAAAUUCAUUUCAAUUCAUUGAUGAUCAAUUGCAUUCCGAAUUUUUAUCAACAACAUUUGAUAAUGAUACCGGUGGCUUUGGAAAAUUUCCUGAUACAUCACCAGAUGUUUUACAUACUUAUUUUGGUCUAGCUGCCUUAUCGCUUCGAGUUUUGAAUCAAAUUAGUACUGAAAUUUAUGUUCAAUCAAUCUAUCCAGCAUUGAAUAUUAGCCAACGAGCUUACAAACAUUUAUGUUCAAUCCAUACUAAAUGGAAUACUUUGUUAUCGAACGAAAAGCUUGAAAAUUUAUAA